AUGGCUUCAACAGGUUAUGGGCCCAGCAGAGAAUCACGCUGGUCAAGGUUGACUUUCGAUGGAAACGAAAGCAAUUACGAACUGUGGGAAGCGAAAUUCCUUGCGCACAUGAGGUUAUUAAAACUAAAGGAUACUAUCCUGCCGUCUGAAGAAGAGGCUGACGCAACAAAGAACGAAGAAUGCUACGCCGAGCUUAUACAGUGUUUGGACGACACCAGUCUGUCAUUGGUAAUGAGGGAUGCUACCGACGACGGCCGAAAGGCUUUACAAAUACUCCGAGACCAUUAUGCAAAUCAAGGCAAACCAAGAAUCAUCACACUCUACACUGAGCUAACGUCACUUGAAAAAGCACUUCACGAGACAGUCACAGAUUACUUAAUAAGAGCCGAGAAAGCAAUAACAGCGCUUAAGAACGCAAAAGAAACGUUAAGCGAUGGGCUAAUAAUUGCUAUGAUCUUAAAGGGGCUGCCUGAUUCAUAUAAACCGUUCUCGAUACAUGUGACCCAAAGUGCAAGUGAGAUAACGUUCGCGAAGUUUAAGAGCAUGUUGAGGAGCUUCGAAGAAACGGAAAAGCUCAACACCAAACCGAAAGUUGAUCAGGUAAUGAAAGCUGAGUUUCCUUCGCAAACAAUGACAUGUUAUGGCUGCGGGAAAAGAGGGUAUUUAGUCAGAGAGUGCCCUGCUAAGAGCGAGAAGAAGUGGUGUAACUAUCACAAAAGUACAACACACUCGGAUAGCACCUGCAGAAGUCAGCAAAAGAGCAAAGACCAAGCCAAACAGGUGUCGGAGAAAGAAAACACCUCUAAAGAUGAACAUUUAUUUGCAUUCAAAGUUAACGACGAAGCAACAGGGAAAAUCAAUCGAAUGGGAAUGUUGGUUGACACAGGUGCCACUUCUCACAUUGUUACUACUGAUAUUUUAAAGCAAAUAGACAUGACAUUUAAACCAUCAAAACAUUACAUCGAACUGGCUGAUGGCACACGAGCCAGUAAUAUUGCAUUGAAACGAGGGGAUGCUGAAGUGUUUCUGGAAGAUACAAAUGGAAAAUGUGUGAAAACGGUGCUGAAAAACGCCUUAUAUAUACCAUCCUAUCCUCAAGAUAUUUUCUCAGUGAAGGCAGCCACAUCAAAUGGAGCCGAGCUUCGAUUUGCCCAAGAUACUGGUGAGCUAACCCUUGAAGAUGGUACCAUUGUUGAACUUGAAGAACAUGGACGGUUGUACUAUUUGACUUCCAUAGACAGUCAUGAGAACGAUAGCGUAAGUGAAGUAGAUAAA
Messenger RNA from Paramuricea clavata, 1275 nucleotides. NCBI's taxonomy places the organism in Eukaryota, Metazoa, Cnidaria, Anthozoa, Malacalcyonacea, Plexauridae. The record is from the annotation of a GenBank genome assembly.